Phodopus roborovskii (desert hamster) is the source of this 1666-nucleotide messenger RNA. It is a transcript of the gene Chrna2, whose product is annotated as cholinergic receptor nicotinic alpha 2 subunit. The record is from RefSeq and is a predicted model, not a curated record. Gene Ontology annotation, biological process: chemical synaptic transmission; monoatomic ion transmembrane transport; nervous system process. Bases 20 to 1561 code for a protein of 513 amino acids. Gene Ontology annotation, cellular component: neuron projection; synapse; postsynaptic membrane. The transcript is spliced from 6 exons. Gene Ontology annotation, molecular function: acetylcholine-gated monoatomic cation-selective channel activity; transmembrane signaling receptor activity. NCBI's taxonomy places the organism in Eukaryota, Metazoa, Chordata, Mammalia, Rodentia, Cricetidae.
ACCAGGACCCUCUGAAGCCAUGACCCUGGCCCAUCCUGCUCUCCAGUCCUGGAUGCAUCUCUGUUUCUGGUGUCUCCUUCUGAUGCCAGCAGUGUUGGCCCAACAAGGCUCACACACCCAGGCUGAGGACCGCCUGUUCAAAUAUCUGUUUGGAGGCUACAAUCGCUGGGCACGGCCAGUGCCCAAUACCUCUGAUGUGGUCAUCGUGCGCUUUGGACUAUCCAUUGCCCAGCUUAUAGAUGUGGAUGAGAAGAAUCAAAUGAUGACCACCAAUGUCUGGCUAAAGCAGGAGUGGAAUGACUACAAACUACGCUGGGACCCAGCCAAGUUUGGCAACAUCACCUCUCUCCGGGUCCCUUCAGAGAUGAUCUGGAUCCCAGACAUUGUCCUCUACAACAAUGCAGAUGGGGAGUUUGCGGUGACCCACAUGACCAAGGCCCAUCUCUUCUUCACCGGCACUGUGCACUGGGUGCCCCCGGCCAUCUACAAGAGCUCCUGCAGCAUCGACGUGACCUUCUUCCCCUUUGACCAGCAGAACUGCAAGAUGAAGUUUGGCUCCUGGACGUAUGACAAGGCCAAGAUUGACCUGGAGCAGAUGGAACAGACGGUGGACCUGAAGGACUACUGGGAAAGUGGCGAGUGGGCCAUUAUCAACGCCACUGGAACCUACAACAGUAAGAAGUAUGACUGCUGCGCGGAGAUCUACCCCGAUGUCACCUACUACUUUGUUAUCCGCCGGCUGCCGCUGUUUUACACCAUCAACCUCAUCAUCCCGUGCCUGCUCAUCUCCUGCCUCACUGUGCUUGUCUUCUACCUGCCCUCUGAGUGCGGAGAGAAGAUCACGCUGUGCAUCUCGGUGCUGCUCUCACUCACCGUCUUCCUGCUGCUCAUCACGGAGAUCAUCCCGUCCACCUCGUUGGUCAUCCCACUCAUCGGCGAGUACCUGCUCUUCACCAUGAUCUUCGUCACCCUCUCCAUCGUCAUCACCAUCUUCGUGCUCAACGUACACCACCGCACCCCCAGCACCCACAACAUGCCCAAGUGGGUGAGGGUGGCCCUGCUAGGUCGGGUACCCCGGUGGCUGAUGAUGAACCGGCCCCGGCCACCUAUGGAGUUCCACGGCUCUGCGGGUCUGAAGCUCAACCCUACUCAUCACUGGCUGGACACCCACAUGGAUGCUGAAGAAAGGGAGGAGACAGAGGAAGAGGAGGAGGAAGAGGAGGAGGAGGAAAAUAUAUGUGUGUGUGCAGGCCUCACUGACUCUUCCACGGGUAUCCUCUAUGGCCAUAGCAGCCGGCAUCUGAGGGCCCUGGGGCCUGAGGCCAAGGUGCCAUCAAAAGAGAGUGAGAUCAUGCUGUCGCCUCAGAUACAAAAAGCACUAGAAGGCGUACACUACAUUGCUGACCACCUGAGGUCUGAGGAUGCUGAUUCUUCUGUGAAGGAAGAUUGGAAGUACGUGGCCAUGGUAGUAGACCGGAUAUUCCUCUGGCUGUUCAUUAUUGUCUGCUUCCUGGGAACCAUCGGGCUUUUCCUCCCUCCAUUCUUGGCUGGAAUGAUCUGAUUUCAUGUCCCCCGUGUUGGCUUCGAGGUGGCCUCAACAACUGUCUUCUGGUCUUCUCUAACUGGAGCCAUCUCUAGAAUGUUCUUUUGGUUCAGUACCAUUUUC